AUGCGAUUCCGCGUGCCGACGGGUGGACCGACCGUUGCCUCGUUACCUCCAAAUGAGAGUUCGCCCCACAACCUCGCAGAGCAAGGUAUGCUGAAUAUCGCUUUGUCGUAUUUUUCCUGCUCACCGUUUGCAUUUCAUCAGUCAAGGGACCCGGUGGCUGGACGGUUAGCCUCAGUGGCUAUCCAAUACUGAGACAAUUGUAACUACGCUGGAGCUGCCAUCUCGUGUGGAUAGACGGGGAGAGGCUACCCAAACGAGUCUUUAAUGGGGAAGUCUACAUAUGUUUCUGCCGACAAGGAGGUCAACACAGACGCUACGAGGAUACCUUGGAGACCUCCCUGAAGGGCCUGCAAGUCAAUCCGACCAAUUGGGAAGACCUCGUCCGUGACCGUUCGACCUGGAUGAGAAUAGUGAAGCCAAACCCAGACAUCUCCAAAGCUAACAGCGUCAGCAACGCCAAAAUCAAACGCGAAGCUCGCAAAUCACAAACGCUCUCGACUCGCAACGCCAACAGCCAAUUACAGGUUCACUUCGGAGUUGGCGUUGAGGGCGCUGUCAUCGGCGAAGAGAAGUUUAUAAGCAGAAAUUGUGGAUACACGCGGAUGAAAGUGCAUCCACCGCUGAUCAAGGAGUAGGACGUCCGCCUUGUAGACGACGCAGACCCCUAGGCGUUCGUUACGGCAGGCGUCCAUUAAAAUGGCAGAAAAUAUGAAACUGAAGAGGGUAGGCGCAAUACCACAGCCCUGACUCACUCCGUUGGUAAUUGCAAAUGCCUCUUAGGCGGUUCCGUCGUCCGUGAUGCAUGCCCUCAUGGAAAUGAGUCACCAUCUGAGUGACUCGCUCGGGACAGCCGAAUUUUUGCAUGAUUUUCCAUAGUACUUCACAAUUUACCUUGUCGACGGCUUUCGUCGGAUCCACAAAGGCAGAGAACAAUUAGGUCCGCAUCUCCUGGAGCCGCGGGUUAAGAGAGUAGAGUAGAGAUUAGCGAGAAGAAAAGAAGGCAGAUGAGCGGAGCGGAGAACAGGUGGGAAGAAGAAGAAAGGGGCCGUCUUCCAGCAACGGCCCAGUAGCUUACUGAGUGCUUAUGGCCUCCUGCGUGGUCACAUACGGAGCCUCAUCUUAAAGGUGCCGAGGCGACGAUCUAUUCAGUCAGCGAUUGUUGUAGCGGAGCCGAGUAACCGUGUUUGGAGAGGCACACUCGGAUACCUUCACUUGGUUUAGUCCGCCAGUGUGGGCAGUUGCUGGGGUGUGGCCGCUAGGCAGAACCGAGUUUUGUGGGGCCGGUUAAUGGAAGCUAGGAGUAAUCUACCCCUGCAAGCAAGUUAACAAUCUAUUGCGACCAACGCAUGUACUCACAAAUUGACACCCCUAUACCCCAGACACACCUAGCAUGUCUUAUGCAUCCUCCAUGCCUAGCUGAAGCCAUACGCCGUAGCCCAGCGCGCCUGGCACCACCAGCUCCUCUACUGCCACUAUCAACGAAACCGACAGUGAUACCGUCGACUUAUGCUGUCCAAACUGUCCACAUACAUCUACUUCACACAUUUGCUUGAUCUGUUACCUGCAAAUACGGUAAGGAUACCGACCAACCAGUGCCUUGAUCACCCGCAUACAGUCACUGCAUCCGCCUCAGCUGCUCCCGCUGCGCCCGCGCAUUCACCCACCGUAUGGGCCUAUUAGGAUGCAUGCGCAGGUACGAAAACCUGUUGUAGGUAACCGCCAGCCACAUCACACUAUCACGUCCUCCCCCACCAGAACCCGCACCGCAAAUCAAAGUCAUCCAUCGCAGUCACUUAAUGCCACCCGAACGCAAGUUAGAUUUGUGCUUCUUGGCCCCUUCUUCAUGCGGUUCCUCCGCUGCGAGUGGUAUCCGAGUCCGAGACUAUCACGUUGCCUCAAGUACCGUGACUUAGAAGGCUACCAAUCGACAUCCCAACCCUUUCCAUGCAGUCUGUCCAAUUGCGUACGUUUGCGUGGAAUGGCGGACUGGUGGGCUGAGAGUCAGGCUGAAGCGGCUUCAUCUUAACGUGACCUCUGACGCUCUCACCCAUACAAGCUUUAUGUAGCCUACCCCUUUUCUGUGACAUCGUGGUGCUAGUGUCUGGAGGCCAGGACGUACAUGUGGCACGGACAGACAAGGCUACUAGCUACAUCAGUUACUGAACUCAUUGCCCUCACAUGUCACAUGACUGGUUCGAACAAUUGCAGGAGCCUGGGAAUUGGAAGGGAUAGUAAAGUCGACGAUUCAGCGCAUUAACCUUACAAUAAACAACCUGGCGCGCUUUGCGCUAUCACGGUGCGCUAAAAGCCGUGGCUGGGAAGGUUGCCAACUUACUGGAUAACUCAGGCGUCGCAGUCAACCCGGUGUGUGUUUGCGUGGAGCGACCGGCCGGUGAUCUAAGUAUGCACGUAUGUAUGUAUGUAUUUGAAGGGUUAGAUGCAGAUCCCUUGACGAGCCUAGUUAUGUAUAAUGCUUUCACAGAUCUGCAUUCAAAAUAAUAUUGCAGACAUUUACAAUGUGAUCGGAUCACAGUGCGAUCAUAAUGAUAAGGAAGCGUAUCUGUUCACUGUAAGUCAGUACGGAAAGCUUGUGUAUGACCAAAUGUUUUACAAAGCUGGCUGUGAGUAUUUAUUUUGAAAAGCCGGCUACUGCCAAAAAUCAAGCGAGCAAAUUUUCUCUUAGACAUGCAAAUUUUAUCGACCACCACUAUCUCACGUGGUAGCAAGCUUCAUGGUCGGACAACUCACUGGCUGAAUGAAAACUUCCUACGGUAUAGCCGCUUGCGUUCACUCCUGACUUUGUAGGCAUGACCGCCUAACUGGUUUGUAUGUGCAAACUCAAAGAAGCCCUCCGUUCUUAAUGAGCAACCUUGUACACGGGCGAUCCGGAAUGUCCAGAGUAAACGCCAGUUUAGCUGCCUUAAAGAGAGAAAGGGAAUAAUUCAAACACAUUCAGCCUCUUCCGAAAAAACAAAUGCUUUAGACGGUUGACCAUCCUUGUUGCUCUGCGUUGCGCAUGUUUGAGUAAGUCAGUAUCCUUCUUUGUGCAUGAUGAGACUGCUGGAAUUCCAUACUCCAGAUGGGGUCUAAAAAAGACGCCAAAAGUCUUUCGAAGUGUUCAGGAGCGAGUACUUUAAAUGCAAGUCUGAUCAAGUGCAAAGUACUAUUCUCCUUCUGGAACAUCUUCCUUCAGUUUUCUGGUGGCAUUAGAUUUGUGGUCGUCCAUGUACCCAGAUAUCUGUGCCUUUCUGCAAAUUCCAACGCGGUCCUGUAGCAGCCGCUCCAGUCCCCCUUUUCUCCGGCUCCGUUUUUUCGGUCGAUGACCGCGAUAAGCACUGACAGGCCGCUGGCGCACGACCACACCCGCCGGCUAGAACUGGGACACCUCCGGUCCAGCUGCAGUGAACCCCGGCUGCACUCAAAAACUAGUAUCGCCUAACGCGCGUCGAAAGCUUUGGCUUGAUUCCCGUGAGGCCUUGUGAUUAUGCGCCCUCCAUUCGUCCCCUAAUUAGUCCAAUCACACGACCACCACGCAGACAGUAACCCCCUCCUGCUGACUUAGACACACACACUCGCGUUAACAAGACACACCCUGACUGACGCUCUCCGUGAACGGACGCUUUUCUCUGUUGCAAGCAAGUCGCCAACUUACGGCAACCUGCCCUGUGUACAGAAUAAACUAGUCCUCACAGCUCCCUGACUUCUGACAGUAGACGAAACGAACUUAUUGUGCGUGGUUUAAGUCGAUCUCACAUCCUUGACCGCCACAAAUUGGUGUAAUGAUGCUCGGGAGGGGCUUUUCGGCCGAUGCUUAGGCGCAAGACCACGCAUUUUGACACGUUAGACUUCAAAAGCCACCUGAUCGACCAAAUACUCAGUUAGUCGAUUUUCGAUUGCAGUUUCUUUGCGUCGUCAUCGCAUUUGACUUCACAUCAUAUUUUUGUGUCGUCUGAAAACAUAAGGGCUUCACAAUCCAGUUCUCUGAUGCAGUCAUUAACAUUAAUCAAGAAGAGUACUUGGCCUAAAUCAGAACCCUGCGAGACACCACUUUCCACCUUUGCCCAUUCCGAAGUAAAAUUACCAAUGGCCACUUUUCGCACUCUGAAGGACAGAAAACUCCUGAUCUAUUAAAAACUUCUUCCUUGACUUCUUACAUCUCAUAUCUACUGUAAAAGAAGCCUGUGUGGGAUACUAUCAAAGGCCUUUUCUCAAGAUAAAAUAGGACAUCCACCGGAUACCCUUGUCGGUAUUCCUUGUCGAUUUCCCGUGCACGUAAAGAAUACUCAUUAGGCAGGAGCAUCCUGGGCGGAAACCAUGUUGGACAUUGCACAAUAUUUUGUUUUCUCCAAGUGUGGCAGCAAAUGUCUCUUGUUAAUUCCUUCCAUUAUUUUACAUGCGAUGCAAAUAGGACUGACGGGACGAUAUUUCUCACAGUCAAGUCGUGAACCUCCUUUAUGAAUCCGAGUGAUGAGUGUGUACUUCCGUUUCUCCAGGAGCUCGCAUUCGUCAAAUGGCCUUUGAAAUAUUGCAGACAAUGGCUCGCACAGUGCAUUAACACGUUCACGAUGUGCAAUUAUGAUAAGUACAUCUGGGGUAGGCGCUUUCCAGGUUUCAGUCGGAGUAGUUCGGCCCUAACUAUGGUCGGUGAAAAGAGGGUAGGGAUGGGUGAGAGGGGGAAGGGGAUUAGGAGAAGACGAUGGUUGACGAACGGAUAGAUGAGCAAAUCUGGAACUAGGUUCUCGUGUGAAGAGGGACGUUUUGACAUGGUAAUCGGUCUCUUCUUUUCUAUCUGCAGACCUAACGGCAGCGAUCAGCCCGUAAGUGCUUUCCGUACUAUGUAUAUGGCCAUAUAAAAUGUUCAAAGGCUCCAACGAAUUUUACAUAAUGUUUAGUUCGAACUUUCUUCGCAGUCCGUAACCCUCACUUUUACAAACGUUGCGCUGCUGCUGAUAUUGCCGGAAGCGUUCUUUGAAGCCUGUUAGUUUGUAACGCCUCCACAGCCGAUUCAUUUUUUCGAAAGACGUCUUUUAGUCCGGGUUUAUCCACCUUGGGUCCCUUAGUAAGGAACUGCAAUGAUCCCUUCUUAAUGCGGCCUUUGUGGAACCCCCAUUCCGUGGGAUCCGGCGGGAUGUGGCGGUGUGUGUAAGUGCGGCUCCGACCGUGCCAGCCACUCGCGCCAUUCACCGGAUGAGGUAAUCUUGACUAGUUCAGGACGUCAGGCCCAGGUGGGGAAGAGGUAAUUUGGUAGAUGCUGCGAAAGUCUACCGUCACUAUGAGUUAAUUCAUUCGCAAUUCACGGCUCCUGAUUCGCCUUGCAGUUUAGCACACACUGGACAUCGUUGGGCACGGCAGUCGGACUGAAGAAGAGGUCAGACUUUUCAAUCUCAUCUUCUUCCUUGAAAACAGGCAAGGAAAACUGGCGUAGGUGCUCUGGCUUACGGGUAUUUUCGAUAAUGUCUCAGCCGAUUUUUCCUUUGGACGUUGCAAACGUCCAUCAGGGCUUUGACCUACUGCUAAUAUAGAAGAAGAAUCAUUUCGGCCGGCCUACGCUCCGUUCCUAGUUCAAGUUUCAUAUUUUUUUCGAGAUUUACGAUCAUUUGAUUAUAUUCCCUUCUGCUUCGGCAAACUCCUUUCAAUACGAUUGCAUUGUUACUACGAACCCGACCUAAUGUUCGUUCUUCCCGUUCAUAUGCCCCCUCAUAUCUCACGUUAGAGAGGCAAGCCAACUUGCCUUUUGGACAUCUUUACUCGAACAGUUACCAUGAGUAUCGGCGCCAAUGAACACCCGAAAGUCAAGUAUAUUUGUUUGUGGUGCUUAUUUUACGGCGGACCAUAGACAUACUGCCCGCGAACGCGUAUACUAUGCUUUACACCAAAACACGGCCGUUUAUUUAAAAACCAGUAUUGACAAACUAAAUGCGGCCUCCACAUAUUGAAAAGAAUGUGAAUCUUCACAUGUGAAUUAACAGGAUUAUUGCGGUAUCUAAAUUUGUCCUCCUAGUGCAGAGAUGCAUUUGUGCAAAAAAUUUCCCCACUGAAAUUGAUACACCCUCCCAAAAAAUGUCCGAGGACAUAUGAUAUUAGUCUCUGCAUGAUUUACUUCGCUUGGGAAGGACAUGGCCGGCAUGACAUAUUUAAUGAUAAGGUGCGACGCACACCAUCCGAAAAUUAUUAACCACCCAUGCAUCAGUUAUCUUGUCUCAUGAAUUUGAUUAUCUUGGACAUAAAAUGGUCUUUAGGCAAGUUUGUGCAGUUCUGUCACUCACACAGGCAAUUUGUUAAUCAACGGCUUUGACGGUAACUAGGGAAACUGAAAGAAUGUUUGGAAAAUGUUAAACCAAAAAAACUAAUGGGCUACCUUCUGCUAGCUUUAUUUCCUUUGAGUAUAAGUAAGCACACUCACGUUCUAGUUAAACUAACCGGAUAAUCUUACGAUAAUAAAAAUCAGCGAGCGUCCUAUGUGAUAAACUUAUAACUUUUUGCUUCAAAUACAUUAAUGAAAUGCGCCAAGUUGGUCACUAAACUUGCAAAACAAUGCGAGCCUUAAGCAGAAGUGACUGGGACCCCUAGAAAUUCGGUAAAACUUUUCUGCCGCAAACAAUUGUCUCAUAGGUGUCCGAGGCGAAGGACUGUAGGGUUUAACCAUCCUUAGGACGAGGUGGCUAAUUUCACUGACCAAAUCCGCAAGAGAAAUGUCCGAAUGAUAAUAAUAAUGCCACUAGUAUAAGUAUAGAGGCACAGCUAAUUUUCGUUGCAUUCAGUCCCAAGACUUUUUCAUUCCAACAAAAUUUAAUUUUCAGAGGUCUGCUGGACAGAAAUGACUAAUAUAUAUAUAUAUAUAUAUAUAUAUGUUUGCAGGAGUGCAUUUAUAUUUAUUUUUCUACUGAACCCCUGUAAAUUUGAGUUCAUCAACGUCCUAGAUACCGAGCGCGUUCUUCAAAUUUAUUGUUUGUAUACACCAUCAAAUUCAGAGUAUCCGUUGAAAAUGAGCCCAACGAUACGGCAGAUUAAAAUAACCCACCGGAGAACUUCAAGGUCAAAGUGGUGAAUUAAAAUAAACUUAAUCCUGUUCUACAGAUCUUGACAUAUAAUCCUUGGUACGCACUUAUGGCGACAUUUGUGAUUGCAAAUAAUCGUGUUUGGCUUCCGGUUAACGUCCUUACUCAAGGAACGAAGUGGGAAUAUGAUGCAGAGUAUAUGCUGGAGAGGUUGACCAUUUGCACGUUUGCCAGUAACAUGCGACCAAGGCCAGCAAGUCAUAUAAUAACUGUUUUAUUGAAGACUUGUGUGGAUAUUACUGAAAUUAGUAGAUGUGCAAAAAUAGUCAUGCCACUAACUGGAUAAAUAGGAUGUCCUCCGUACUCUUCACAUGGGCAUAAAAUAGCAGGCAAAUUUUGACAAAUUCUGAUAAAUUCACUUAUAUUUAGUGGUUUAAAUGUCGACGUGCUCCCCUAACUGCGCAUUAUGUAAACGAAAUGCAAAGUGCAUACAAAAAUACUAAAAACCUUCAAAAAUCGCAUAACCUUCGAAAAAUUUCAAGGAUGAGUCUCAGGUCGAAGCGUUUUGUACCACGUGAUUAUUGCUCAUUAGAAACAAAAGUUGUCGUGAUUCGUUUUGAAUUUGUUCAUUUAUUACAACAAGAGAAUUUCUAACGAAGGCUGUUCGAUUAAUGAGUCGUCUAGAUGACUUGGGAAACAGUUUAAGGAGUUUCUAAUAAGAUUAGCAAACGGAGCUUAACAAUAUGCAAUACCGAUAUUUGUGGCGGUGCAUCGUCUACGUGGUGAGCUGUACAUCGAUGAUAAGCUCUUGGAGAAACUGUUUCUAGUAGGUCUGCCAACCGAUAUUAAAGUCAUUCUAGCAUUCGGUUCAGAAUGUUCCUCGGUCCCACGGCAAGCCGAGAUGGACGACAGGAUUUUGGAGAUGCAGCGACUCCAGCCGUCAUCCGUUGCCUAGUUCUACAUUUGCGCGUCACCAAAGACAAAUGAGGAGACCUUGACGCAGACGACAUCCGUGGGAAAAGAGAUGGCAGUCCCCAAAUUCCAGCUCGUUUGCCUUAGUUCUCGCCAACCACUCAGCGCUCGCCAUUCCCGUCCACAACCUCGAACUGCCGGCGUCUGUUUGUACUAUACGAACAUUGAUGCCGAUGUGCUCCCAUGUUCCACUCCCUAAUAGUUCAAGUUCAAAAAAGAAACUAGAUAGCCAGAGAAUAGGGGUAACGGCCUCCUCUGGCUUCUUCGGCUUUGGUCGCACUCACUGUGUCUGUGAAAGGUGAUUCGCAGACGUUUCCUUGUAGACGCCGGUGAUCAAAUCAGUGUUGUCCCUCCAACUCUGGCUGACCGUAGCGCCUCAGCGCCGAUAUUUACUUUCAAGCUGUCAACUGCUCCCAAUUCCCACAUUCGGUUGCCUGUUCCUCACACUGAAGUUUGUAAUUCCUCAGUUGUUCUACUGGAGGUUUGUUUUGCUGAGGUCCAUCAUGCAAUCCUUUGCUCGGAGUGUCUACUGAGUUUAAUCCCCUUAUAAACCGUCGGCGUUCUCGACUCCUCGACUGCAAAACUGAUCUCUCUGUUCAUGGAUUGGGUCAUUUUAGUAUCUCGAGUAAUUUAUCAGUUGUGGAUACAGGUAUUACUUACCUCUAUCAAGAGCUUCCCCUUCAACUUCCGAAAAUUGCAAACCAGCAGUUUCAUGACGUCGAGAUCCAGCAUGGCUUUCUGUACCGUAUCCGCAUCUUAGUGUCGCCUGUUUCCGCUCUGCCUAGACAAUUAACGUCGGCCCGUCUGGAAGCUGCAAAGGCCGAGUUUGAGCAAGUGAUGCGGCUGGACGUUAUCCGACCGUCCGAAUGUCCCUGGGCGCCCCGUCUGCGCAUGAGGCCUAAGGUUACAUCAGACGACUGGCUGUCCUGUGGUGACUACCGUGUUAUCAACGAUGCCGUCAUUUCAGAUCGGUCUCCAGUGUCUCAUGAUCAAAAUUUGCUCGAAGCCCAUUUGGUGAAGUAG
Molecule: messenger RNA, 8993 nt
Organism: Spirometra erinaceieuropaei
Lineage: Eukaryota; Metazoa; Platyhelminthes; Cestoda; Diphyllobothriidea; Diphyllobothriidae
Source: the annotation of a GenBank genome assembly